Molecule: messenger RNA, 3490 nt
Organism: Ailuropoda melanoleuca (giant panda)
Lineage: Eukaryota; Metazoa; Chordata; Mammalia; Carnivora; Ursidae
Gene: CPXM2
Product: carboxypeptidase X, M14 family member 2
Exons: 14
Coding region: 5-2014 (669 amino acids)
Biological process (GO): proteolysis
Molecular function (GO): zinc ion binding; metallocarboxypeptidase activity
Source: RefSeq, a predicted model, not a curated record
GGCGAUGGUCCUGGCCGGGGUGGGCGCCCAGGGCGCAGCCCUCCAGGCCCCGGACUACUACGUGCAGGAGACCUGGAGCCGGGAGCCCUACUACGCGCGCCGGCAGCCCGAGCCCGAGCCCUUCUCGCCGCCGCUGCCCGCGGGGACCCCGGACGGGGAGCGGGAGCCGCGCCCGCCCGAGCCCAGGCCUCCCAAGAAGGCGACCAAGCCCAAGAAAGCUCCCAAGAGGGACAAGUUGGCUCAGGAGACUCCUCCACCAGGUAAAAAUAGCAACAGAAAAGGCGUGAGAACCAAGAGCUCUGAGAAGGCUGCCAAUGAUGAUCACAGCGUUCCUGUGGCCCGAGUCGAUGUCAGAGAGGGUUGCCCACCUCUCGGUCUGGAAACCUUAAAAAUCACCGACUUCCAGCUUCACGCAUCCACUUCGAAGCGCUAUGGCCUCGGGGCCCAUCGAGGGAGACUCAACAUCCAGGCAGGUAUCAACGAAAAUGAUUUUUACGACGGGGCGUGGUGUGCAGGAAGGAAUGACCUCCAUCAGUGGAUUGAAGUGGAUGCUAGACGUCUGACCAAAUUCACUGGUGUCAUCACUCAAGGAAGGAACUCACUUUGGCUGAGUGACUGGGUGACCUCCUACAAGGUCAUGGUGAGCAAUGACAGCCACACAUGGGUCACCGUUAAGAACGGAUCUGGAGACAUGAUAUUUGAAGGAAACAGUGAAAAGGAGAUCCCUGUUCUCAACGAGCUGCCCGUCCCCAUGGUGGCCCGCUACAUCCGCAUUAAUCCGCGGUCCUGGUUCGACAACGGGAGCAUCUGUAUGAGGAUGGAGAUCCUUGGCUGUCCGCUGCCAGAUCCGAAUAACUAUUAUCACCGACGGAAUGAAAUGACCACCACCGACGACCUGGAUUUUAAGCACCACAACUAUAAGGAAAUGCGCCAGCUGAUGAAGGUUGUGAACGAAAUGUGCCCUAACAUCACCAGAAUUUACAACAUUGGCAAGAGCCACCAGGGCCUGAAGCUGUAUGCUGUGGAGAUCUCUGACCACCCUGGGGAGCACGAAGUCGGCGAGCCGGAGUUCCACUACAUCGCCGGGGCCCACGGCAACGAGGUGCUGGGCCGGGAGCUGUCCCUUCUGCUGAUGCAGUUUCUGUGCCAAGAGUACUUGGCCCACAACGCGCGCAUCGUCCGCCUGGUGGAGGAGACCCGGAUUCACAUCCUCCCCUCCCUCAACCCCGACGGCUACGAGAAGGCCUACGAAGGGGGCUCAGAGCUGGGUGGCUGGUCCCUGGGGCGCUGGACCCAUGAUGGCAUCGACAUCAACAACAACUUCCCCGACCUAAACACGCUGCUCUGGGAGGCAGAGGACCGAAAGAACAUUGCAAGGAAAGUUCCCAAUCACUAUAUUGCAAUCCCUGAGUGGUUUCUGUCUGAAAAUGCCACGGUGGCGGUGGAGACCAGGGCUGUCAUAGCCUGGAUGGAAAAAAUUCCCUUUGUACUGGGCGGCAACCUGCAGGGGGGCGAGCUGGUGGUGGCGUACCCCUACGACAUGGUGCGGUCCUUGUGGAAGACGCAGGAGCCCAGCCCCACGCCCGACGACCACGUGUUCCGCUGGCUGGCCUACUCCUACGCCUCCACGCACCGCCUCAUGACCGAUGCCAGGCGGAGGGUGUGCCACACAGAGGACUUCCAGAAAGAGGACGGGACUGUCAAUGGGGCCUCCUGGCACACUGUCGCCGGAAGUCUCAACGAUUUCAGCUACCUUCACACCAACUGCUUCGAGCUGUCCAUCUAUGUGGGCUGUGAUAAGUAUCCGCACGAGAGCGAGCUGCCUGAGGAGUGGGAGAAUAAUCGAGAAUCCUUAAUCGUGUUCAUGGAGCAGGUCCAUCGCGGCAUCAAAGGUGUGGUGAGGGACUUCCAUGGAAAAGGAAUCCCGAAUGCCAUUAUCUCUGUGGAAGGCGUUAACCAUGACAUCCGAACAGGAGGGAUUUUGCAUCCAGUCAACAGGGGAACUGAAGUCUAAGGAGAGAGCAGCUAGUCCAAGUCCUUCUUUCUAAAUGCAUGCAGAUAUGUUGGCCAAACACCUGGCUCGGAAUGCCCCGUGACUGUCCUCUGUUUGGUGGACACUCACCUGACCUGCUACCGAAUGGACUUUUGUCGGAUCUGGGUUGUCCCUCUGUCCACUGUGCUGAGCGACGCAGCUGUCCCCAGCUGCGUCCCCACCUCCCCCUGCAACCCCACAGAACAUUCACCCUUGAACAAGGACCUGGUCACCCCGUGGGGUAGUAACCUAACAUGCUGACCCCUGAGGUGGAUGGUUCUAGACUUUACUGGUGGUCAGGGGAAGAAGCCGAGAUUACAAGAGCCUUGGGGAGAAGUGUGGAGAAAGCCUAAGCAAGAGCUGCUGGGGGAGAGGGUGCAUUGCCAGGCCCGUGAGGGCAUCAGGCUCUCCACGUUUCAGAAGCGCACACUUGCAGAUUGCAGAGCUGACAUCCCUCAUUCUCAUUCUGUGAACCUAAACAAAUUCCUGAUCAUUCCAUUCAUUCUUCGAACACGUCCUACAGAGCACUUCCGGUGCGCGGGCCUAGAUACUGUGGCAAAGGAGACAGAUAUGGCCGCUCACCUCAGCGAGUAGACAUUCUAACGGGGCAGGUCUACAAACAAUUACACAGGAAAACUUAAAAGCUAAUUGCAGACUAUGGUGAGAGCCAAGGAAGAAAGAAUUUGGAGAAUCUGUAGGAACCAGGGGGGAAAGCCAAGGAAGUCUCCCUCCCCGAAGGUGAAUGGCAUCGUGAGGCCCAGGCCAGCUGACGGCACGACAAAGAAGACUCGAUGGGCUCUUGCCUUCUGGAAAGCAUGAGGUGACAUUUUAUUUCAUUGAAAAGCUCGCAUUUUUACCAAAGGAAGAUGCAGGGCACAGCGCCGAGGAACCGGGGAGUCAGCCGCCUGUGCUGUGUGGACCCCGACCCCUGAUACUGAGGCCUGUUUACCAGUGAGCCCCCCUAUGUACGUGUGGCAGACAGCUGCCUACGGAGUUCAUUUUUCACAUGUUCUCAUGAGUCACUCACUUGCUUGGGGGUGUCUCAGAUGAAUAAAGAUGAUGACUUGGACCUGAUGCUUCAGAGUGUCCUCCGUGUGUCUCCGUGUGUGAGCUAGUCACACACAGCGCUGCCCCUGUCCCACAGAAGACUUCAGAGCUCGUGUCGACAAGGGAGCCUUGCCCGGGGCCUCCUUACCCCUUUCCUCUUUCUCUUCCAACACCAAAGCCUCAGACCGAGUGGGGCGCUCAGGUUGCCCUGAGAGAGCGAGCCGAGCCUGCCGCUGGGGGGCCUGCUGGUGGCGGGCCGUGCGACCUCGUGCCGGACAUCGUGCCUCCCUGGGCAUCAGGUUACUCACGUGGAAAGGGCACUCAUCAUACAACCAGCCUCAAAGUUUACCUGGAGAUCCAGCAGAUCAGUGCCUGCCUCGACCUCCUGGGCACCAUGUCCUCCACGGGGCA